Paramuricea clavata is the source of this 14775-nucleotide messenger RNA. The record is from the annotation of a GenBank genome assembly. Lineage: Eukaryota; Metazoa; Cnidaria; Anthozoa; Malacalcyonacea; Plexauridae.
UGAACGUGCGUCUAAAAUUCAGUGUCUCCAGAGCCUCCUUGUGCGUCCACCAGACCAUAGGAGUCGGGGUCUAGUAUUUCGUGAUUUCGUUGUCAAGGUAACAGAAACUUUUACAAUAAUCGAGCGAGAAGUCCGCCAUUAAUAAUACAAGUAUGUAGAAAAGAAAAGCGAUCAAUUUACAACGAAUCCUAGUUUAAAAUGGCAGAGGUAAGAUUAUAUUUGUUGGUUUAUAUUCAAAUCUUUGUUUCAAAUUACGAAAUUUGAGGACAGCUUCUGUAGAAAAGUAGAAAACAUUAUAAAAACCAGUGUCCAAAUGUAUUUGUGAUUUUAUGUAUCAAUUGUAUGUUCAUGUUUAUUGUUUUUAUUUGUAUUUUUGGAUGUUUUAUACUAUCGUACUCGAAUAACGAUUGAAACGUUAAUUGCGCUAUAAAAUACUGAAUUACAAGGUAUCAGACGCAUUUUUGGUAUGUUAAAUUGUAAAGUAUUAACCAGUGUUUUUUUUACAAAAGCUAUCAAAAUGUAGUGUAAUGUAUCAUGGAAAUACGUGCAUACUUUGUAGUUGUAUUGUGAUGUUUGUGUCAACUUGUUUUUAUAGACAGAUUGUGUCGAGUUUCGUUACCCUAGUUCGGUCAUUGCAAGUUGUACUACAUUUUGCUAUUGUAGAACAUGGAUGAUCGCCAGAUGGUAUGGAUGUCACCAAAGUUGAAUCACAUCCAUACACUUAUGUUUAUGGACAUACCUACAUAUAUUUUUCAUGUUUCCAAUAAUUUCCCUAAGUUAUAGAAGAAUGUAGGCAUGUCCAUCAACUUUGAGCAUUUGGACUGUAUAAUUAGUUUCAGUGUCAUCCAUAGUAUUUCCUCCAUGAUAGUGGUACCGGGUGUCUGGAUGAAGAGCACAUUUUAUGUGCCAGGAAGUAUUUUCAUUGAAAUAAAGUAACUGAGUAGCAAACUAAUAACUAUAACUUAUUACUACAUUCAUUGUUACAUGCUAAUCAAGAUUGUGUACUGUCUCUGACCAGUAGGGAUGGAAUUGGUAAUUCCCUAUAGGAAUUCCUAUAGGAAUUGAUCAGAAUUUGCCAUAUGAAUUGCUAUAGGAAGUUUGGAUUCAGAUUUUCUAUCUCACAGGGAAUCAGUCUUAAUUGGUCGUUCCAGAAAAGAUCUACACUCCCCCCACAGAGGAAAUUUUUGCUGUCCGGAGGGGGAGGGGAGAAAAAAUUGUUUCUGAUAAUAAUAAAUGUAUUAGGACCUGUUCUUCCACUGAUCUCUAUUCCCAACUGAAGGGACGAGGCAGUAUUAGGACGUCCGAAGGGGUAGGGGGGACUAACUUCCAAUUUCCUUUGUUGGGUGGGGGAGGUAUGGAUGUUCUCUGGAAUGACUUAAUAGCACUCAUCAGGUGGCACUGCAUCUCUGAGUUGAGCUGCUUGAACAAGAUCAAAAACAAUGAUCAUCUGAUAAUUUGUUAGAAACUGCCCGAGAAACCUGCCUUUGAAGAAAAUGCUUUCGAAGUUUUGGAGCGUGAUUUUCAGGAGGUAAUACUCUACGAUUGUUAUUUUGUAUUGAAUUGUUUGUUUUGUACUAGAGAACAGUGUAUAAUGGACAAUGUCUAACAGAUUUCCCUUUGUAUUUAUGCCACUUAGUAAAGUUAGACUGAGUAUAUAAUUGGGGCAUUAUUUAUAAUUAGGUCCUGGGAGAGCUUAUGGGAGAUAAAAGCUUGGAGAAAUUCCGUGUGGAAUAUGAGAAACUGCAUCGAGCUUUGAAGAAAUCGCACGAGAGUGAAAAACGACUGAUGCAGAAAUGUCGAGAGCUAAAUGGAGAAAUUGUGGCGAAUGCAGCCAAGGUUCAAACUGCAUUAAAACUUUCACAAGAAGAUCAAAAUACAAUUUCCUCUCUCAAAAAAGUAAGUGCUAACUUCAGACUUCAGUGCAUACUAUUAUUAUUGCUUCAACAUUUGAGUUAAACACUCUUCAAGUUGUUACCAAGUGUAAAGGAAACUUUAAAAAAAAAAGGAAACUUUUGAAAAAUUAUGAUAUUUGUGAUGUUACUCUGAGUGAAAUUCCACACUGGGCAAGCUUGAAAAAAAUGCCCCGCCACAGUGGGAAUCGAACCUACGACCUUUGGAAUACUAGCGUGGGCUAGUAUUCCAAAAGUUAUAGGUUCGAUUCCCACCGUGGCCGGGCAUAUUUUUCAAGCUUGCCCGGUGUGGAUACACACUCAGAGUAACAUCACAAAUAUCAUAUUCACCUGAGUACACAACACCAACACAGAAAAAAUUUCGAAAAAUUGUUUUUGAUGGUACGUGUUACAGUACUAUACAUGAAAACGUAAUUUACUUUGAUUUAAAAAACAAUAGGAAAUCGAGAAAGCAUGGAAGAUGGUUGAUGCAGCUCAUGACAAGGAGCAGAGAGCAAGAGAAACAAUACAGUCGUUAAAAUUAGAGAUUUCAAACUUGAGCAAACUGGUUGAACAAGGUGCUGGUCUUUCUAUGGGACAGGAUCACAGGUUUGGAAAUCGUGCUUAAUCUAUGAUUACAUUUUUUCAGAGGUAGCCAAAAAUAAUUUGGAUACCCCCCAGAAAAUCCAUCUAUGAAAGAUAAGGACCAUAGCUAGGAAACUCUGGAGCCUAGACCCAGUUUUGUACUCCAGAACAGGCAUUGGUGAAAUUGAAAUCUUGAAAUAGGACCUGUAUUAAAUCUAUGUGGAAGAAAAUUAUGUAAAAUUUGACCAGUGUUUAUUUACUGAAUUUUAAAUCUUACUAGCAUAAAUGAGUUACUCAAAAUCAAGGAUGAUCUCACGAAAGAAAGAGAUGAAAAAUUACAAGAAAUUACCAAGGUAAGAGAAGAAAGAUAACGGCUGCUAAAUAUUUCAAGAAAUUAAAAUAAUCGUAAGGAAAGUGGGGUAUAUACAAACAUGCAGGAAAAGGCGAGUUAGACAAGGGAUUGGAUUAUAUAGCUGUCCUAUUUGAAACCAACUAACUUGCGUCAUUGUAUAGUUUCUUCAUUUUAUUUUAUAGCUUCGUGAAGAGCUGUCGUUGUUGUUGGGAAAACAGCAGAAAGCUGAACAAGAGAGGGGAGAAGCAGAAAUGAGAAUUGCUGAGGUUUGUUCUCAUUACGUAAAAAUACAAACCUUUUUCCCCAAGUGGGAAUUGCAAUAAAGCUAUAUGACAAAAGAAAAGUUAAGGAGAUUAAGGUUACAGGACACCCUUUUUGGCGUUUUGCGGAAAAUCGCUACUGCGCGCUCAAUAUCAGUCCGAUUUUCAUCAAAUUUUCACCAAAUGUUCGCCAGUGUAUGCAAAAUAUGGUAAAGUUGUAAAAUUAACAAACAAUAAAUAAUAUAAGAAUUAUUCAGGAAAAUAUUAAAUCGCGGUACCAUUACGCUUUUGAGUUGUGCUUCUGCUGGUUUUAAGUUAUAUUUAUGAAAAUAUCAUUUUUAUACAGUAAAAUAGUUGUUCUAAAAAAUUGUAUCCGGAAAUUUUUGUUUAUUUCGUCAUUCCGCUGAUAUGGCGAUUUCUUUGACGACUGCAAUAUAUUUCUGAAUUAUUUGAGUGAAUUGCUUUUUAUUAUUAAAAUAUCCAAAACUAAGAAAAAGCCGAACACAAUUUUGAAACUGACGUCUUUAGCUAUGUCCUGUGAAAAUUUGAGAGAAAUUCGUUAAAACCCGCAGGAGCACAACUCGUUUGAAAAUCUGUAAUUACCGUAAACUAUUUCGGGAGAAAAUUGAAUUUGAAUAUUACAUUUUCAAUGAUUUUCUUAAUGCAGUGAAAUGUAUUUUAUUAAAUAACUCUGCGAGUUUUCAACAUUUUUCGUUCAAACUUUGUCAGAUAGUAGAACUAGUCUAAUGCUUUCAUGGAAACCAAUAAAAAAAUUUUAGGCAAAAUUAACACUCAAAGGUGUUCUGUAACCUUAAGUACUAAAACGAUAAGAAGAGAAAAAUUUAAACAUAAUCGUAUAUAAUCAACCCAAUCAAUUUCAUGACAAGGUUUGGUCCUCGUGCAUGAUUCUAUGUUUUUGAAACUUUGUGUGACAGUUGAAGGAAGACAUUCAAGUGAAAAACAACGAGGCCCAACGCGAGAGUCGUAAGAAAGAGAAAAUGGAACGUGAAUUAAAGACGGCGAAAACUGAACUGGAGAGUAAAGGUGGAGAGUUGAAAACGAAACAAAAUCAACUCCAGAAAGCUUUGGACGAUAUCUCAAGAUUGGAACAACAACUCAAGGAGCAGAGGGUAAGUGAUAAUAUUAAAUUGGCAGUUUAUACUAAAAAACUUUUUUUUAACUGAAUUGUCUUUCUAUCAUGGAACAAUCUCUCUCCGAUCAUUCGUAACUAGGACUGUUCGGUAUACCGAUUUAUUGCCGAGCUGUUUUCCAAGACCUGCAAGGAUAUAGAAAUAUCGGUACUAAAUCAAUAUCGGUAUAUCGAUACCGGAUAUUCAACCAUACCGAUAUACCAAAAUUCCCGAUAUACCGGAAAUUUUCGGUAUACCGUGUUAAAUUUACCAACUAUAUGGCGAACCAUAACCUUUAUUUUACUACUGAAUGGCAAUUCAAAUAACUUUCUACUGUAAUGAUUUAGAAUUUCCACUUCAGUGUGAUUUUUUUUCAGCGUGUCGUUCGAAACAUGCUCGAAACAGCUUCGAAAUUAUCGUUUUCCCUUUUAGAAUUAUUCAAAAUUUCCUUCAAACUUCCAUUAAAGAAUUUUCCUUUAUAAUUAUCAAAGGAAAACCGGUAUACCGAUAAUAGCGGUAUAAUUUUUUCGGUAUACCGAUACCGGAAAUUUCUCAUACCGAACAUUCCUAUUUGUAACAGUUCGUCUGUUUCAUCCUUUAAGCUCCAGCUUCAUAUUCACUGUUCUUCUCAAUUAGACUCUUCUUUCGAUGUUAACAAAAUGCGCACUUGGAAAACCUACAUGCUGUUCUUUCAAAAAUAGUAAUAUACAAUUACUUUAUGGUUUCCGUGCAUGUUGGGAUGGCCUGAUCCAAACACGCGGGAAUGUUGCGAGAGUUAAGAAAAGCGCGCGAGUGUUCUAGUCCUUGUCUACUUGUUUUGUAUUAGGUUGGUCUUCACAUGGGACUCGUGUCCUGUUGACCAUACCUUCAAUCCUUGUUAUAUUUUCUGUGAUUGUAAAGUUAAUAAAUAAAUAGUUAUACUUACCGUUCACAAAAUGUGAUGUACAUCCAUAUUCCUGUAUAAAGCACCCUGCUUAAAAACCUCUGGUUAAACUAAAAUUAACACUGUUUGGGGUAUAUUAGUGCCCCUGGUUAAAUUUUCUGGGUGGUCUUGCAACAUUCCUGGAAUAACCAGAUUAUAUUAGGUGGAUUAGUAACCAAGAAUUCAUGCAUGCAUAAUCUGGUUAAUUGAACCAUAUAGCCUGAUUGAAUUAACCAGAUUAUAGCCACGAUAGUGAUCAAAUUAACUAUGCAGGUCUGUGGUUAAAUUAACCAGGAUAUUUACUCUUGAUUUCAAUUUGCUUUUCAAAACUGACUUCCAAUGUUUACUUGUAAAUUCGAAAUGUUCGUUGUAAAGUUCCGAAGUUUGUUUCGAAGUUCGUUUCGAUGAUUUACGAUAAUCAAGUUUAGUAAGUUGUAAUUGGCUAGUUAAGUGAACCAGCCAAUCAAAUCGCUUGCUAUUGAAUCAUCGUAAAUCAUUACGUUCUAUUUUCAAACAACAGCUGUAAGUUUGCAAAUUCCUCAGGGAAAGUAUGUCACAAGGUAUUAACAAAAAAUAACCAUGGUUCCAUCAAGUUUCCUCUGCUGUCAUUUUAGAUUCUAAACGAGAAAGCAACAAAAGACAACGACUUAUUAAACACUCGACUAACAAAGGUCCAACAAGACUUUGAAAGUCAGCUGUUGAACUGUGAUCAGUUGGCGGCUGAGAAUGGUCAGAAAAUGUUGGAACUUAAAGCGAAGGAAGACGAGAUCAAUAUAAUGAAACAAGACUCAGUACGAUUAACCAAGAUGAGAGAAACUAUACAAAGGAAACUGAGAACGACUGAAGAUCAGAAAAUGGAAGUCGAACAGCAGAAGGAAAUCUUAAAAAGUCAAAUUAGCGGAUUGGAGAAAGGUAACUACUAAUGUUCGUUUUUUAGCCACUUUCCACUUUUAGUGCGGUAUUAAAAUAAAAUUUUACUGCUCUUAACCGGAAGUUGCAAUUUAUGGAUGCCCAGAGGAGGGAAUAGGAAAAGAGGACGACUCGCAUGACUUAAGGUCCAGACACACCGGACGCGAUUCGACAACGCGAUUUUUUAGUUUUUGCAAGUUAAUAAAACAGCCAAUGAGAGAAAAUUUUGAAAGAUAUGUAGACCAAAUAACUCAAAAUGUUAUAGCGCUUCUAAAUAUUUGGAAAAUUUAAACUAGGAUCAAAGUUAUCGGUCAGUGAAAAUUGAAAAAUUGCGUCGCGUUGUCGAAUCGCGUCCGGUGUGUCUGGACCUUAAAGCCCGUUUUCCACUCACGUAUUUCGCCGCCGCUGGCGAAAAAUCACCACCGAAAAAGUUCAUUUGUUGUUCUUUCGCGCCGUCAACGAAAGGUCAAACAGAAGUUGAAAAUUUUAAGCAACUGUAGCAGGAGAACAAAUUUCUUCAGCGGCGAAUGAAUGUAAAAAAAUGAUUUCUUUGUCAAAUUUUUUCGCCAGCGGUGGCGAAAUACGUGAGUGGAAAACGGGCUUUAGGAGCAGGAAUUAAGACUAGACAAUCCGUCAGAGUCGCGAAAUUGUUGCACUUGUAUUAUUUAUCAUGCAGUAUUAUUGAAAUUACAUAAUUUGCAAUUUCUUAACUCUUUAUCUUGAUAGAGCUGGAAGCAAGUAAGAAACAAACUGAAGCUGAUAAAAAAGUCAUUGAUGAUCUCGUACGAGAGCGUGACAUUCUAAAUAAGGUAAAUGAGAAUUCUAAUUAUAAUUUGAUACUUUCAUUACACGGCUUUUCUAGUACCAAAAGUGGCGGUUGAAUUUUGUGUUAUAAUUCUGUUUUAGAAUCUACUUAAAGCAGCCAGUGCAACUCAGAAACAACUUGGUCUGGUCCGUUUGAAUGAACAGACGAGAAAAAACCUUGAACAGGAAAUUCAAGUGAGUAAUAAGAAAUGUCAUGACUGUAGUUAUACCUGCAACUGCUUUGCCCACCGCCCUUCCUUGAGGACGAUUUUUCUCUUUUACACACGUAUCUAUAUACAAUCGUAGACAUCCUACAUCUCAUAACAUCCUUCGAUACAAUUUCUUGCUGUAAUAAUUUAAUAAAACUGUUCUGAAUUUAGAACUAUAAAGAUGAAGCUCAGAAGCAAAGAAAGAUUAUUUUCCAACUGGAAAAAGAACGAGACAGGUACAUCAACGAGGCGGGAGAACUUACUCAGAAAGUCUUGCAACAUAUGGAAGAUGUUAAAGUGCGAGAAAUGCAGAUCUUUGAUUAUAAGAAGAAAAUAGCGGAGGCUGAAACCAAGUUAAAACAACAACAGGUGAGAAGCAAUGCUUAAUUAUAUUCUUUGUUCUUCACUUGAAGUGAUGGAAGCCCUGUUCAUUCACAAGAGAACAGAUACCUACUGUAGCUAGGUUUCCAGUCAAGGGAGAUAAAAGGGGAGGGAGCUCUAUUACUUUGCAUUAGUUUCACCAUAGUUAGUUCCUCAUUGAAACGUAAUAUAAGAUUAUUGCAACGAAUAUGUAACCACGCAUUAUACAGCAUAUCGUUAAAUAGUUUUAAUAUGCACGGGUGGGGUCGGGAAAAUGCCCCUGGAAAUCAAGAGUCUUUAAACAGUAUUUUUAUACAUGUUUUGAUGAUAACUUGACAUCAAAAUCAUUUAACACAUUACUGCACUUUUAAUUACAAACUAACCUUAACACCGGACUCAAUGCUUCGACGCUUCAAACAAAGAUCCCGUUGUAGGGAAAUUAUGUGUUUUCUUCUAUUUGAUGUAUACCUAUAGGGUGCUUUCCAUUAAUCCGGUCAGAACGGUCAAAUUGUUGAAUGAAACUUAAAACGUUUGGGCUUCGGACCUAUCUGACCAGAAAAUUUAGAUAAAAUUAGAAUGAGGUCCAUUUUCGCUAGAUAUUUGAGAAACAUAGACCAAAUCUUUCCAUUGAUACAGAGACAAAAAUUCGGGUCUGACCGGCCGGCUAUUAAAUGGAAAGCGUUCGUAUACUCUCGUUUCGUAGAUGGAAAUUUUGAGUGUACGGUAGAUCUCCAAAUUUCUUAUAUUACUCCUACUCUCGUAUCCAUAAUGAUCCAUGUAACAUGAUCUAAAAGUAAUUUUUCAUUUGCAGAAUUUAUACGAAGCCGUACGCAGUGACAGAAACCUGUACAGCAAGAACUUGAUAGAAUCUCAAGAUGAGAUCACUGAGAUGAAACGAAAGUUGAAGAUUAUGAAUCAUCAGAUAGAUCAGCUCAAAGAAGAAAUCACCGCGAAGGAAUCCGCUCUUGUGAAAGAACAUUUGGAACACCAGCGAGUGGAGAAGGAAAAAGAUGCUUUGAAGGCUGAGCUCCAGAGAAUGAAACAAGAAGCCGCCGAGUCGAAGGCUUACAUUGAACAACAGGAGUCCGAAGAAAGGAAAUUGUUGAAGAUUAUCUCUGAAGCGGAUCAAGAACGAAUGAGACAGAAGAAGGAACUCGACCAGGUGGGUUCUGUUACCGGUUGUUACCUUGAUAAAAAAAAAGUAGGGGUCCAGCAGGGGUGCACCCUGUGUGGAGUAGGCAAAGUUUUGCUUGGUUGGGAAAUACCAUCUUGGUGUAAUAUUCCUGGUAUAUAUAUAUAUAUAUAUAUAUAUAUAUAUAUAUAUAUAUAUAUAUAUAUAUAUAUAUAUAUAUAUAUAUAUAUAUAUAUAUAUAUAUAUAUAUAUAUAUAUAUAUAUAUAUAUAUAUAUAUAUAUAUUAAAUACUUUGAGGGUGCAAUCUCCUAGUGUUAAACUGGCUGAAACCUUGACUUACCAUGAUGGUUUUUUACUCUCGUUCAAACAGGUGAUAAGUGAAAGAGAUAUACUAGGUACUCAGCUGGUGCGACGCAACGAUGAACUGGCACUUCUGUAUGAGAAAAUCAAAAUUCAACAAUCCACACUAAACAAAGGUAUGUCACUGUAGAUAGCACUCUUGCUUGAGUUUUAUCCAGGAUUGUGAUGAGCUGCUCUAUGUGCAGGAUUAAUGUGCCUUUCCCAUAGAGUCCAUAGCAUCGUACUUACGGCAAUUAUAAUAUGUAGGUGAGAUCCAGUACAGACAACGUUUAGAGGACAUCAGAUUACUGAAGUUAGAGAUCAAGAAAUUACGACGUGAGAAAGGAAUACUGACUAAGAAUGUUGCCAACAUUGAAGAUCUCAGGUACACACCACAGCUAGACAGCUCCGAGUCCUCGUGGAUUCACGAGACAACCCUGGUCCUUCGUAAAAAUCCUAAAACGUGCAUGAUUUUGUUUCAGACGUGAGGUGUAUCACACUCAACGUGAACUACUACGUGAGAGAACACGUUGCAAAGCUUUGGAGGAAGAAUUGGAGAAUCCCAUGAAUAUCCAUCGAUGGAGAAAGCUUGAGGUACUAACAUCUCUAUAUAUAUAAAAUAAAAAAAUUGUAUAAGAAAAUGGGUAAAUAUCAAGAUUUUCUUUAAUUUCCAUCUACAAAAUCCAUCAACUAUUUUCUCAAUCGAGUGAGAUGCCAACAAAAUCUUGAUUCCUGAAUUGAAAUCUUGAUAUUACUAAAUUUUCAUUAAUUUUGAUCUAGGCAAGAAGAACAAAAGUCUAUAGUUUAGUCAUAAUUAGUUUAUAAAUUUAGUCUAUGAAUUUUGUCAUCCAUUCAAUAUUAAAAAAGUUUUAAAUUACAAACAUUCAGGGCAGUGAUCCAAGUACAUAUGAAAUGAUUCAGAAGAUACAAACUUUACAGAGAAGACUUAUUCAGAAAACAGAAGAGGUAAACAUUUUCUUUGUAGUUGCAUCGAAACUGGGUCAGCACUCCACAUUGCAUCAUUGCGUCAGCCAUUCAACCUACAUGUAUAUGAACAAACAACUGAGUAUACUCACCUAAAUUCCCACCGCUUUUACUAUCAAAGUAUCCCACUGUUUAUGCUCGCAUCACCUUAAUAUAAUAUAAAAAUAAUUACCUGUAACUCACUCGUUUUGAUAGGUUGUUGAAAAAGAACUCCUUAUUCAAGAAAAAGAGAAGUUGUAUAUGGAACUAAAACAAAUCUUAGCGCGCCAACCAGGACCUGAGGUGGCUGAGCAAGUACAAUUAUACCAACAAACAUUGAAAGAUAAAACUAAGCAGUUGAAGAGCAUGGCCUCAGAACUCAACAUGUACGAGGCACAGGUAAAGGAAUACCAAUAUGAACUUGAAAGAUUGUCGAAAGAACUGCAAGAAGCGAAGAAGAAAUAUUAUAUGCAGAAACGAAAGGAACAACAAGCACGGUACGUGUAUAUUUAACUAUGUAGUAUCUCAAAUAUGGAUUGCUUACUGCAUUGAUCGGAAGUCGGAAUUACGGAGGAUCGAAACUCCAUUCAGUCUAAUCAUAACAUGAAGUCUCAGGACUUGGUAAAAACUUCAUUGAAUAAAUAAGUUUUAGGUCUUAGAAAUUGAACAAACUGAGCCCCAGUGAGCUGGAACUGACGUCCAAUAGCUCCUUUAAUUUCCGCAAUCUUGGCAAGGAGUGUCGAAAUUUCGUAUUUUGACUUCGCCUUCAAGACUAGUAUUAUGAUUUUAUGAACUGAAAAUUUGGAUGUGGCUGGGGAAAAUGGUAUAAAAACUGUUUACGACCUUCAGAGCUAUUGGACGUCAAUGGCCGCCAUCUUGGCUUCACUUUUCUUAUAGUCCGAAUGACUGAAGUUCUUACUCCAGAUAUAUAUAGAGAUCACUGGUGAACCCUAGGACCUGACCACAAAUUUACUCAAUGCUACGAGAUGUUCAAAACCUUAUAUGAAGAUCUGCGGGCGAUUUUAUUGCAUGCCAUUUGCAGGAAUGCAAAUAGUUCAAUGAGUGACUGGAUGGCAUCGCGAACUGUGAAUUUCCAAAGUAACGGAAUCUGUGACUGCUAUUGCUAUAUUGUUUUAUUCUAGUUCCUACAAAACGCCUAUUUUACUUUUUAGGCGGAAAGAAAAAAUACAAUAAUUCUCAUCCUUUUCAAACAAUCUAAAAUAUCUGGGAGGUUCCAAAACAGCUUCCCUUAAUAGGGGUUCGAUUGCAUUUUAAUUUUAUAUGUAUUUUAUUCCAGUGAGCGAGAGAGAACAAUGCAACAGGCAAACUUGCCACCAUUUGCACCUCAAAGAACUGAUGGUCCAAGAUUCACAGGUGGAGGAUUCAAUCUUCAACAACCACCGAAAGCCGUCGCAUAAUGUUCUUGGUCGUAUGUAACUAUGAAUAUUUAAUGUUGUCUGUAUAGUUGUAUAUAACUGGCUAUUUUAUUGUCUUGAAUAUAACCUAAUUUCGUAACCGUUAUCGUGUUGGUUCCAUCAAAGAGCAACAAAUACUGCGUAUAAAUAUACAUGGUGUUUCAACAAAACAAAACCAAACCUAACGAAAUAAAAUACCCUUUGGAAAGUACAAUACGUCACUCUGGUUAUAGAGCCUUCGUUUCGUAUAUUUGAUAUUGGGUAUCGCCCAACGUCUCAAUAAGGAAAACGAGGCUCUAUAGCCAAGAUGACGUACUUUCCGAAAGCGUGUAUUAUGCUGUACUUGUAUGGCGAAAUAUAUACUGUAACAAUCCCGUACCUAGAGUAUGCCCUUUGUACAGUAGGUAAGGAGCACCUAACCUGCGAACGAGCAUGCUCUGGGUUACGAGAUUGAUAACGAAAUACGAAAUUGAUUAGCCUCCUCCGCUGGCAACUCUUGUGGCAUCCCAAAUGGCAAACUUUUGAAAAAUCCCCAUAAAAAAAGAGCAAUACUGUCGCGAACGGCGAAUUAAUGUUGUUUUGGCCGAGUAGUAAUAAAAUUAAGGGGAUUGGGUCGGGGGAUAGGCGGAUAAAGGGGGAUCUUGGGGGAUAAAAUACGAGGAGAGGAGAAAAACGAGGGGAGGGAGAGUUUCUUAAUUUUAAAACGAGGGGAGGAAGAGUCCCCUUCCUUUCUCUUCCCGCCCCGCCCCCUUCCCACCUUUCCCUUCCGCCUUUCCCCCGACCCAAUCCCCUUAAUUUUAUUACUACUCGGCCAAAACAACAUUAAUUCGCCGUUCGCGACAGUAUUGCUCUUUUUUUAUGGGGAUUUUUCAAAAGUUUGCCAUUUGGGAUGCCACAAGAGUUGCCUGCGGAGGAGGCUAGAUUGAUAAAUCUCACAGCUUGUCAACAAGAUGUGUUCGCACUGCUUGUUCCCAGUUGUGAACAAGUCUGAAACAAAUUGUUAUAUAAUCUUAUAACAUGGUUGAUGAACCAUAUCGUCAAAAUAGUUGAUAAACUUGAUUACUGCAUGGGAUGCAUUUAUAUUUUAGGUAUAAUAACUUGUAUCCAAUAUGUAUGUAUCUGAUUUACCACGGCUCGUCUUGUAAAUCAGUUACAGACUGGCUGCUCUUGCAUGUUUUAUAUGUUACAUUGUUACUUGAACUUAUAUUUUUUAAUUCUCGAAUUUCUUCAAUUAACUGUGAUAUCUAUUUAACAAUUAGUCGCCGAAGGCGAGGUUUCGGCGAGGUGAUUACAAGCCUAUAUUCACUGAGCUGAAGGCGAAGUGAAUAUAGGCUUGUAAUCACCGAGCCUGAGGCGACUAAUUGUUUUAGUAUAAAUUUCCAGGUGUUUACAAACAAUAAUCCACACAACUUUAUAAAAAUUCACUUCAAAUAAAUUUAUUUUCGCUAUAAAUAGUUUGUUUACAAAAUUUAAAUCUCAGACACGGCUCUGUGUCGCGUUGCAACUAAGCCAGUUUUUUUCCAAAUAAAAGCACGUAAAGUUUAAUAUUUUACCUUGAAAUAUUUUUAAACCAUAUUUUGUAGCUUGUUUGGGUUUUUUCGGAAUGCUAUCUUCUUUAAUUUUGGCAAUUUCCUCUUCUGUUACUACGGCGAAACGAGCAGCCAUUUUGAAAAAAAGCUAUAGUCACUGACCAGUGACUAUCACUUCAGAGACAGUGAAUCUUGACCAAUCAAAAUGUAGAAAAAUCAAUAGCCACCUGGAAAUUUAUACUAAAUAUAUAUAUAUAUACAUCGACACGUAAAUGAAGUCAUUCAUUCAAAUCGUUUAGCAGACAAAGUACGAAAAAGAAGUUUUUGGUUUGUGAUACAAAUAUGUGGUUAAAUUUUUACAACAUUUUCUUUCAUAAAGUUUAAACUAAUCUAUUUUUAAAUUCAUACCAUGCCUGAAGAUUUGGUCGCGAUAUGUUCUAGAGCACUCGAUACUAUAAAAGAUGGAGCAGAUAGUAUAAUUUUGAAAUUUUCUCGGAUUCUUUUGUUCUUUGAUAAUUGUAUACCUGCAUCAUGAAAAGGAGCAACUUUCCUUUGCCCAUGUGUAAAAUUAUGUGCAACUAAAUUGGGAACGAAAGAUUUGUUUUCUAAUAUUUCAAUGCAGUAUUUACAUGAGUAUAUUGCUGCGUAAUCAUCACCGUUCCAGGUAAAGUAUCUUGACUGCAAGGAGUGCAGUUAUGAUCGCUCAGAUUAAAUGAUCAUAAUUCAUUCCAUAGUUCAUGUCUUUUGGUUUCCAGUUUUCCAGAAUCAUUGGCGCAUCAGGUAUUUUCCCGUUUAUGUGGCGUGUUUCUGCCUUAUUCAUAUUUUUACACUUACUAUACUCUCCCAUAAUGAAUAAUCCGCUGGUAUUUUCACCAUUCUGAUGACGAGCUUUGUGAAGCAACAAUCGAAGAUCCACCAACUGUAGUGGUCGUAAGGCAGUCGGAUUAUAAUUCACCAUUGGGCACAUAACAUCGCUCGCGAACUUCAUUUUCAUACAAUGUGAUGACUGUUGGCUUCCCGUCCAUCUUUCUUGGAUGCCAUUCGCUGCUCUCCCGACAUAUACUUGUGUUCGGAAGGGAAGAUUAUUGCCGUCUUCUGCAUGGUCGUCUUCCUCAACAACUGCCCAGUAAAGUUGUUUGUCCCCAGUCGGCAAGUUGUUAAAAUUCUUUUUUUUUGAAUUGCCAUGUAUAUAUUUUCUCAAAACUUCAUUGGUUAUCCAAUUUAUAUUAAUAUUCGGCCCAUUUCUUCUUCUCCACCCAUUGUGCCCGUCGAAUGUCCAUUGCGCCCAGCUGUUGCCGCGCAUUGAGCGGGCAUAAAUAGGGGGGCAAAGUUCUUGAUAAGUCAGAUUACGGAUUUUUUGUAACUCUUUUUGUGCACGCCAAAGCCUUGUAAUCACGUGUGCUUUUCUGAUAUUGUACGUCCGAUACGUGUCGCGUAAUUUACAAAAUCGGUAGAAAUGGAAGGCAGCAGGAGCAGCAGCAAUAGGAGCAACAACGGCAGGAGCAGCAGCAGCGGCGGGAGCAACAGCGGCAGGAGCAACAGCAACAGCAGCAGCGGCAGGAGCAGGAGCAACUUCAUUUGGAAUUGGUAUCCAUCUAUAUUUGUACUGGUUUUCGAAAAGCUCUUGCACCUUCUGACGACUAUACUCCGUCACGUCCAUACCCAAUGGGGAUGCGAAAUGCUUGAUUUCCAAAAGUGGGCAUUCAAUAUUUUUCACCGCUUUCUUUUUCAGUUUAUGGCACAGAAUUUUUACCUUUUCAUCUUGAUUGUUUGGUAAUCCUUCAUGAACACCUAAUUCAUUUGCCAAGGCAUUGUGAAAUUCAGCAUCUUGUUCGUGAAAUGCAAUAUUUAGGGUCUGUAAGGCGUUUUGUAGGUCGUUUAUAUUCACAGUCUCUGGCCCUUGAACAUGCGCAGUCUCCGCCGCCAUAAUUUUAUUAUUUUAAAUGUUCAGGUCGUGAGUUUGUUCCAGGAUGAUUA